Messenger RNA from Clupea harengus (Atlantic herring), 5278 nucleotides. It is a transcript of the gene socs6b, whose product is annotated as suppressor of cytokine signaling 6b. The record is from RefSeq and is a predicted model, not a curated record. Lineage: Eukaryota; Metazoa; Chordata; Actinopteri; Clupeiformes; Clupeidae. Gene Ontology annotation, biological process: regulation of growth; phosphatidylinositol phosphate biosynthetic process; intracellular signal transduction. Gene Ontology annotation, cellular component: phosphatidylinositol 3-kinase complex. Gene Ontology annotation, molecular function: 1-phosphatidylinositol-3-kinase regulator activity.
ACCCCAGGUUCUCCCUUCAGUCCAUCUACACACCACCUACCUCUUUCUCCCAUGAUGCAACAGCAAACAAAGGGGUAGAGCAAGAGGACGACUGAAAAGGGGGAGAAAAGUUUUAAAUGCUUAACAUCAUGAUUCUAGAGAUGUUUAAACCUCCAGCAAAUGCCUCUCAUUCAAACGUAUAUCCUGACGAAUUGUGUUUUAUGCUGUAAAUCGCUAAUCCAGAACACGGCAAAGCGAUUUUUUAUCAUUUAGCUUGGGAAGCUAGUUAGCAGUAGCCAACGACAAAGCUAGUCCAUCAAAAACGCUGUAUAUUUGGUGGUGCGAGUUGUAGGAGCCUUUGGGCUAAACCUUAGCGACAUUAGCUUCUUGUUUUAUUUCAGUAUGUGAUUCAGAGCUCUUCAGGAGAUACUACGGAAAUACACCAGUUCUUGUCUUUUGGAUGUGACAGGACGACAGGAAUGGCAGAGGUAUUCACAUGAUAAACAAUGUGCGAGCAGAGGGACAGGCAACUUGGUCAUCUGUAAAACAUUGCCUGAGUCACCCCCUUGCCUAAACUGGGGAGGAACUAUCAGAAUGAAGAAGAUAAGCCUUAAGACCAUAAGAAAGUCGCUAAAUCUCAAAGGCAAAGAUGAAAAUGAGUUUGCUGCACCAUCAACACUGGCAGCCGGCUUUGCAGCUGAAGACUCUCUGUUUGGAGGCUGUUACAGCAAAGAUCUUGUCAAUAGUGACUUUGAUAAUGAAGAGGAGAAAGGGUCCAAGAAUCGCUCCAAGAGUGAGAGCCUUAUGGGCACCCUGAAAAGGAGACUGUCUACAAAACAGAAGGUCAAAGUCAAAGGGAGUUCGCCGUCUGUAAGUUCUGUGGAUGACGACACGUUCUCGUCAUCGUCCGCGCCCAUUGGUUUCAGUGACUUAAAAUCCCAGCCCUCGUUGCGGUCCACCUCUCUCCGAAGCCACCAUUACAGCCCAACCCCGUGGCCUCUCAGACCAGCAAACUCUGAAGAGACGUGCAUGAAAAUGGAGGCCAAGGUGAACGCCUUGAUCCAUUCAUCCAGUGCUAGUCCUGCAUUGAAUGGUGUCCGGAAAGACUUCCUGGAAUUUCCUAGAGAUGGACUCUUUAAGGAGUCAAGUGAUUCGUUGAAGGAUCCUGAACCUCAGAAUGGUGACCUUCAUCUAGAAAUUGACGAAAAUGUGCCUGUAGUCAUUGGCCUUGCAGCUCAAGACUAUAUCCAGUACACAAUGCCUUUAGAUGAUGGACUGUACUCUGAAGAAGGGUCCCGCUCUUUCUGCCUGGAUGGCACAUCACCUAUGGAGGUAGGGUCACAGUCAGAUAGAUGCUCUUUAAAUGUUGAUGAGGACCCCAUCGACCAGGAACUGAUGUCCCCAGACAUCUUUAUGGAACCGUCGGUCAACAGACUGCUGUUCAACACGGCCAACGUUUUGCUGCAAGGCUCUCAACUCGAAGCCCCUCUCUCUCCUUUGCUACCUCUGCUCCCGGGCAGUCAUCUCCAACGGACCUUACCCGGAUUUUUUAGUGGUACCCACGCUCAGGUUGCUGAGCGGGUCAUCCACCACCUCAAUUUUGACCCCAACACUGCCCCAGGGGUGCGGCGGGUCUACGAUGCGGUUCAGAACAAUGGGCCCAUGGUGGUGACUAGCCUGACCUUUGAGCUAAAGAAGCUGGCUAGACAGGGUUGGUACUGGGGGCCGAUCACACGGUGGGAGGCAGAGGAGAAACUGACUAACCUAGUUGAUGGCUCCUUCUUGGUGCGGGACAGCUCAGAUGACCGCUAUCUGCUCAGCCUAAGCUUCCGCUCCCAGGGUAAGACGCUCCACACGAGAAUAGAACACUCCAACGGCAGUUUCAGCUUCUACGAGCAGCCGGACGUAGAGGGCCACACGUCCAUUGUGGAUCUCAUUGAACAUUCGAUAAAGGAUUCCGAAAGCGGAGCCUUCUGCUACUCCAGGUCACGCCUACCCGGAUCUGCAACCUACCCCGUCAGACUGACCAAUCCCGUGUCCCGGUUUAUGCAAGUGCGGUCCCUGCAGUAUCUCUGCCGGUUUGUUAUCCGUCAGUACACACGGAUAGACCUGAUUCAGAAAUUGCCUUUACCGAAUAAAAUGAAAGAUUACUUGCAGGAAAAGCACUAUUGAAAAAUGGUUAUUAUAGACUAGGAACUUCACAAGACUCGCUUGCUACUUGCACUUUUGGGAUAGAUGAAACAACAAAGCAGGUUUUAACGAAUUUUAGACAUGUUCUGGUGCCAUUGCUUUUUUUUCUUUUUCAGAGGAAAAGAUGAGAGGUGAUGUGUGUUUGUGUGUUAGUGAGUUACAGUGUCUCCCUCCUACUAGAUUAGAUAGUCAUUAUGUUGUUGGGCAUAUCAAGUGCAAAGAAUGUGAUUUAGGGGAUCAAAUUAUACUGGAAUAUUUUCUGCAUGUUCAUGACGAGAAAAGCUUAUAGUGUUGUUCUUUGGUUGUGAAGAUCAGUAGUUUUUGGACAAAGUAAUCCAUACAUUUUUUUUUGUAUGCAUAAACACAUACAUAUCCCAAAUAAGAAAACGUGACAAGCACAUUAGCGCCCCAAGCUUUACUAACUUUGAAGAAAUGUAAUCAGACGUGGAUGCACACAGGGAAAAUGUCUUAAUGCUGUUCAGGGUUGCUUGUAUUUUUCUGUAACUAUUGACUCUGCCCACAGUUUCCACAUUUGAAUCAUCCCCAGCGUUAUAAUUUCAUUCCCUCUGCCCACGACCAUUUUGGCUCAGUGAUUAUGCCACAGUAUUGUGUUAACUGCUGUCAGCCUGAGUUUUAUCCAUAGAUGCUCCCCCCCGUAUCGAGUGCAGAGAGCCAUACUUAUAAGCUACAUUAGCUGGUCACACAGGCAGUGUACUUCUAUGUCCAAUCAAGUUGACUUUCUACAGUAAGGAUAUCUGAAGCUAUCUGUAGAAAUGUUCAUUAUUGCCUUUUUUUCAAUUUGGCUAUUGUAUUUUUCAACUUCCCUUAUUUCAGCCAAUACAGCUCCCCAUUAUGUAUAAUCCCUGAGAACCUGUUUUUGUUCUUUUUCUACAUUUUAGUAUUUGAAAGUUUUUCAAUGAACGGUACUUUUUUGUGUGUUUGACAAACAUCUUUCACUCUGAUAUUGUAAUGGUGUUACUACAUUGUUCUCAUUUCUUGAUGGUCAUUUUGUUUUGUUUUAAAUUGAUUUCACAUUUCCGGUGUUCAAGUAUUAUUGGGUGUUCCUUAAAAUGUCAGAGACUCCCUAGAAGCUGCCAGUGCUUGUUGAGAACCUCCGAAAUGACUCCUCCCAUUGCAAAGGAGAAGUAUUUACAAUGGGGUUAUUCUGGACAUUCUGAAUAACAUUGAGGCAUACUUCAAAAACACUGACACAUAAGUGGCAGAAUGGUUGGCAGGUCAUUUUUAAACCGUACAUAUCGAAAGGGAAGACGUUUCUGCCUUAUUCCACAAGGUGCAAAGAGAUGUCAUUGUUUUCCAGCUCUAAUAGGUUAGGGUGCAUAUUUGUUGUUUUUAUUUGAGAAAUUAUUUUAUUUUAGGUUCAAAUUCAGUUGGCAAACCAACCAACCUCUCCCACACAUUUACAAAAGUUGGACAAUAGUUUUCAAACGCUGGACAAGUUGAUUUUGUUAUUCAGUCAUCUUAAAUGCUUCAUGUUACAGCCUUGACUGGAUCUUGCCACAACAAACAUGGAAGUGUAAUAUAUGCAGCCAUUUCCACUCAUUUCUUCUUAACACAUUUUUGCUAGUCAAACAGAUAUUCUAUUGUCUGUGUGGCUUUAUGCUGCCAUUGCGGUUUCGUUUUGUAUACAGACAGUGAGGCAAUAAUUUGGGCAUUGUAAGGGGUAGAGUAUUUUCUUUUGUUCUGUUUCAAAGUGAGUUUGGAAACUUGCUAACCUUACAGCAGUGCUUUUGUGGCUCGUAAACAUUGAUGAUUAUGGAGCACUUGGUUAAAAGAUGUGUGAACCCUAGUUGUGCUGCACCAUCCAGUUCAGAAACAUAUCAAAUCGAAAGUGUUAGAUUGGCAAGGUACCUAUUUGUCGUACCUAUGUUAUUAUCAUUAAGACUGCAAGUGUAUGGUUCCUUCAGAGGAAUUUUUCACCUGCUGCUAAGCACCGUAUGUGACCACGGGAGGAUGGUUUGCAACAAGUUCAACAUUCCUUUGAUACUUAAAAGGGAAAUUGAUUCACGUUGUCUGUAUUGCAAUUGGGAUACAUUGAACAAAGUAGAUUGUACCUCCAAACGUUAAAAUCUGCAUGGUUCAGAAAUGUAUGUAUAACAGUAAUUGACAGCAAAAUGUCAACACUAUUAUGGGCCAAAAUAAGUCAUAUUUCCACUGUUGGCGGAAAAUGGGAAAGCCACACCAAAUGUGACCCCUGUUUAGAUUAUCAAGCACCCUGAACACUGAAUAAUAAUUGAAUAAUAUUGGGAAUGGUACUGGCUUGACAUUCAUAUUGCAAUGGGGAAGGACUGAGUGAAGUUAUCCACAAAGCUGAGGCAUGAGGCAAGUGUAACUGAUAAAAACGUAAUUAAAUGCUUAAACAGCUGUAGUCACUUAAGCACAGAAACACGCCCUUCAUAGUGUUUUCCAAGUCCUUGAAAGUGAUAACUCUAUCGUUCCUUAUUCAUUUAAGCUGCUGGUUAAGUCAGUAUUUUAUCUUCAAGUUAAGUAUCUAGUUAUAUCCAGCCAGCGCUGUCUAUUUCCUCAUCCUUAGGUAUGACCUUAGGGAAGUUUACAAUUGUUCAUACUAAUUAUUUUAUGUCGCUUUGGGCCUGAGUUUAUUCUGGUUUUUCAAUUCAAUUUUAUUUAUAUAGCGCCAAAAACGAUAAAAUUGUCUCAAGAAGUAUAUCGACAUUAACCACACAUUUGGUACGUUGUAAAAUGUUAAUUUCUCCAUACUGAUUACUGAUGGCCUUUCUGCUCAUACAGAAAUAUGAAUAUAUCGAAUGUUGUUUCAAUGUGGUUAGAAUGGCUGGGCUUGGAAGUCACCUAGAUGUGAACGUCUCUAAAAUAGUCAAGUUGAAGUAGUGGUGACUCGAUGGGUGAUUAUUGAUGCCUAUGGCUGCAGUGAUUUUUUUUUUCUUUUUUUUUUCGGUUUUGGUUUGUUCCAGGUUUUUAGUAUGCCCUUCAAGAAAGCAGUGUAAGCUCUGACAUGCUUUUUGAUGUUUUUGAAGGGUGAGGCUGUAUACCAACAUAUUGCACAUUUUGAAUACAGUGUAAAAGGGUUUUUUGUAUCCGCCGAUACACCAUGUAAAUAAAAGACUUAUUCUGA